AUGGCAUAUACCAAGAUGGGAAUCAAUGCAUACAUCAAUGCAUGCGUCAAUGCAUGCGUCACCACAGAAAAGAAAAGUAUAAUUAUUGAGAUCUUAGAAGACGGAAGUGAUGAUACAACCGUUGGUGGGGAUUACGUAUUUUGCCAUUUUUAUGGCCUGAGACUCUGA
Molecule: messenger RNA, 168 nt
Organism: Coccidioides immitis RS
Lineage: Eukaryota; Fungi; Ascomycota; Eurotiomycetes; Onygenales; Onygenaceae
Exons: 2
Coding region: 1-168 (55 amino acids)
Source: RefSeq, a predicted model, not a curated record